AUGGCACUUGCAUCAACGUUUCUUUUAACAACGGCAAGCGUUAUUCUUACUUCUCUUACCGUUGGAAAUGCUUUUUUCCAAAAAAAGCAGUUUUAUCCAUCGGUUGUUUAUAUUACAAAAAGUAGUCCUUCCAUGGCAGUGAUGUAUAUACAAGGAUUAGUUAUCGCAUAUAUGAUUUUUCAAAUCGUUAGGAAACUAUUUUUUGGUGAAUUACGUGCUGCUGAAUAUGAGCAUCUAUCGGAGAGGACAUGGCAUGCUGUUAUGGAGACAUGUUUAGCAUUUACCGUGUUCCGUGAUGAUUUCUCCCCCCGUUUUGUAAUGCAAUUUGUUUUUUUGCUUUUUAUCAAAUUGUUUCAUUGGCUAAGCGAAGAUCGGGUCGAUUUUAUGGAACGAAGUCCAAUUAUAACUGUAUUGUUUCAUUGCAGGAUGAUGUCAUUACUUGCCUUUUUGAGUGCUCUGGAUAGUUAUUUUAUAUCACAUGCAUAUUUCACAACACUUGUUCGCGGCGCAUCAGUGCAAAUUGUAUUUGGGUUUGAGUAUGCAGUGUUAAUGACAGUUGUACUGCAUGUAACAAUUAAAUAUAUUCUACAUAUGCAUGAUUUACGAAAUGUACAUCCAUGGGAGAAUAAAGCAGUUUAUUUGCUCUAUUCGGAACUCCUUAUCAAUUGCCUCCGUUGCAUUUUAUAUAUUAUAUUUGUGGCCGUAAUGAUACGUCUGCAUACUUUCCCAUUAUUUUCCAUCCGUCCACUUUAUCUUACUAUUCGAGCAUUCCAUAAGGCAAUCAAUGAUGUUAUACUUUCAAGACGUGCGAUACAUGCCAUGAAUAAUCUGUUCCCACUAGCUACCGAACAGGAUUUGUUGCAGGGUGACAAUACAUGUAUAAUCUGCCGUGAGGAGAUGACACCGGUUAGCGGAGCAAAGAAACUACCGUGUAAUCAUAUUUUCCACGCAAACUGUCUCCGUUCAUGGUUCCAACGACAACAGAGCUGCCCAACCUGUCGUACUGAUAUUUUAGCACAACGACGGACAACAGCAACAACACCUGCAGCUGGAGGAGCAGCUGCACCUGCAGCAGGACCCGCUCAAGUAGGGCAAAAUGUUGCAGGAGUUCAGCCAGCAAAUAAUGGCGCAGAAAUUCCAAAUAUGUUUCCGUUUAUGGCUCAGUUCGCUUUUCCGCAACAACCGCAACAACAACAACAGCAACAACCACAAGCUGGAACCAGCACGGCUAGCCAACGAAAUAAUGAUGGCAAUAGUGUACCUCAAAUGCCGUUCCCUAGUACCGGUUUCAGUAUGCCUCAGUUUCCAGCUACAGCACCAGGAUUUCCAUUUAUGGCAUUACCACCAUUUGCGGUACCUCCAAUGUUUCCAUUUCCACCGGUUCCAAGUUUUGUUGGUCUAACAGAUGAAGAAGUUGCUGCUAUGGAAGGAACGGAACGAGCAGCUGUCGAAGCACGUAUAAACUGUAUUCGUAAUAUCAGCUUAUUAUUGGAUGCAGCUACCAUGCAACUACAACAGUAUAUGAGUAUCGUGCAGUCAUUGAGUGUUCCGGCUUAUGCAGCUGCAGCAGCAAAUGCAAAUGCGACUGUACCAUCCAAUGAUGCAACAUUACCUGGAACUUCCGCUGUCGACGAAAAUUCAGUUAAUGAGUCAUUGCGCCAUGAACCUAGUCUUAGUAAUACACCAGUAGCUAGUUCAAGUGAAAAUCCUAAAACAGAUAAGUGUCCAUCAUCAUCAGGCGUCGAUAAUACGACACCAGCUUGUUCUUCUGCACAAACUACUGAAUUGGAUGAAAUUCGACAACGAAGGCUUCAAAAAUUUGGUCCCUCAACAGCGUCAUUAUCAGAAAAUGGCAAUGACUAA
Messenger RNA from Loa loa (African eye worm), 1863 nucleotides. RefSeq lists its product as hypothetical. Bases 1 to 1863 code for a protein of 620 amino acids. Gene Ontology annotation, cellular component: cytoplasm. The transcript is spliced from 10 exons. Lineage: Eukaryota; Metazoa; Nematoda; Chromadorea; Rhabditida; Onchocercidae. The record is from RefSeq and is a predicted model, not a curated record.